Messenger RNA from Plenodomus lingam JN3, 3183 nucleotides. Lineage: Eukaryota; Fungi; Ascomycota; Dothideomycetes; Pleosporales; Leptosphaeriaceae. The record is from RefSeq and is a predicted model, not a curated record.
AUGGAGUCCAUGGAGAAGGACUGGAAGCUAUGUCUCGAUGGAUGUCUUGACCGCCGCAUCUCAAAGACCGUCUUCGCAGCCCUGGUCGCAGAGCUGCACGCCAGGUCACCACUCCCAGGAAGAAGAAUCGCGGCAUUACUCUUGCGCCCACGUUCUGCAGGCGCCAACAGUGUCGACCCGCGAGUCCUCAUUUAUAUUGAACAGCUACUAGCCUCCAGGAUCGUAAACGCUGCCGAUGUCUUGAUCUCCACAUUCCGAUACUCCAAGGAUCGCUUGCCGAAAACGGGUCAAUCACCCAAAGAGCCGCAAUGGCAUAAUCCACCAGAACUUGAGGAGAAUCUCUUUCAUCGCCUGUCCAAGGCGUUUGCCUCGGAGGAGCGCCCGUUGACUAAUAGUGAGGGUAUUGCAACGCUCAUGAUUGUGACCAGAUGGAUGCAGGCACUAGUCACGUCGCAUACCAGCGACACCAUGAUACAAGCCAUGUCCGGCAUUCAACAGCAGCCCCAGCAACAGUCUGUCAGCGUUCGUGAAGGCCUUGGUGUGCUAGUUGUUGGCAUAAUAGAGAACUCGAGGGUACUGCACAUCCUGAAACAUCCCAAGGGCAAAGACCUGCGCAAAAGCUUUACACAAUCAUUAUCAUCAUUUGUUAUCUUCCUAUCUCACAACUCAGCCGGCUCUCAGAACUCUUUGCAUUUGGCCGAGCGGCUAGAGAACUCACAGAAGCAACAUGAAUUUUACGAAAAGAUCCCGACUGUAAAUGGCGGGACCAACGAGGACUCUGGUCUCGGAGUUGCCUCCCUACACCUCGACGCCACCAUGGACCUGCCCGUGAUGAAUACUAGAGCUGGACUCUACAUCUUUUUGAAUUCGCUACUCGUUGCACGACCCCUUACCGAUGACUACACCAUCAUGAGCUAUCUGCACUCACGUUACAAGCUUGAAACCCAGUCAAUGGCAAUGGCGACCGACCUGAUCACAGCUUCGUUUGAUAUUCUCGCCAACGCCAUGUACCGAAGUGAGCCGGCAUCCAACAUGUUUUGCUUGAAGUCUUUCCUUGUAAACAAGAUUCCCAUUCUCUUGUCACAACUAUCUGCCUCUAUCUUUCCAAUGACGCUAGAAAUGUGCAUAACGCAAGCACUCAGCCAUGUUGAUCCAAACGCCUUUCCAGCGUUUUCCCAAGGCUUUGAUGAUAUGAUGGGUAACAAUACUUCGCUUUCCGAUGUCCGACAAGACUUUCUCAAUGCUUGUGCACUUCACAGUCUAAUUCCGAGCGCCGCCGUUGAGCGACUGCUAGGCGAGACGCCCAUGCAAGGGCCGCCAGAAACCAGAUACGACAAGAAAACCCUUCUUGAUCAGUGCAAAAGCAAUUUCGACAAAGUCAACACUUUUAUCGACGAGCUGGACAAUCUGGAUGGAAAUGCCGGAGCUAUCGUGGGCGCCGUGACUGAGUUUAUAUCCCAUCUCUGCGAAACACAGACCACCAUGUACUUGAAGCAAAUUUCGUGCAUGAUCUUCAAGAAGCCGCAGGCCAUGGAUGUCAUGUUGCAAUUCACGUCGCCUGCAAGCAUACUUCAACCGCUGUCCCAGUUCCUCGACGAUUGGCAUUACGAUAGCGACCAAGGUAGGCCCUACUUUGAACAUACUCGAGAGAUGUCCGCUGACAAAGCAGGCGAGUAUCAACCCGUAUUCGAUGAGUUUGGAGCCAUUCUCGUUCUGAUUAUGGCUUUUGUUUAUCGCUAUAAUCUCACCUAUCGCGACCUGGGCAUCACCUAUGGCUCAUUUAUCGCGAGACUCAUUGAGCGAGGCCAUCACAGUUUGUCUCCUGACGAGAUGACCGAGGACCAGAGUAGAAGCCUCGGUAUUUGGCUGAAAGGCCUGUAUGAUCAUGACAAGGAGGGUCUCAGUAACGAUGUGUUCGCCUCUUGUCGCCCUCAAGACUUCUAUCUCAUCGUGCCAACUCUGUUCAACCAGACGGUUCUGGCAUGCUCACAUGGCAUACUGACCUUUGAGUCAGUUAAGAGUGGCCUCGAAUAUUUGGGUGAAACCUUUCUCUUGCCAUCACUAAUUGGCGGUCUGCGAUGGAUGGCUUCGUACGCUCUUCUGCAAACGCACAAAGAUCUGGAUGCUAUUAUGCGUAUCUUCAAGGAGCUCAUGCUUUCGGCAACUUCAUCGGGAGACGCACAAGCCAUGCACUCGACCAUCCUUGCCAUGGUAUCCAGUCACUUGGAAACAACAUUUAAAACGAUACAACGGCGCGAACCCGCACGCACCACCAUCGAACCGUUACUUCAGGCAAUCAAGGCCAAUUCAAACUAUGAAAGGUCAACCUAUGCCACUGUCAAGGAGCUUGAACGAUGGACGAAUGCGCCUUAUAGCACACUGGGCACUGCUUUAGGGCAUACAGUGCAGCAAUUGAUAACCUGGAGUUCAAAUGCGGCCAUGCAGCCAAACCCACCCAGUUACACCCAUCUCCAGAUCUACGCAACCACACGCAUGCUCGGUGCGUACAAGACCCUACGAGCGAUUGUCGAAACCGUCACGACGCAAACGAAUGCUGGAUACGGGUCCGCAGCACUCGACGUGGGCAUGUCCAUGAUCUGCGCGCCCACGGUGGAAGACAGUCCGAUAGCCGUCGACUGGGCCGGCAGCACAGUCGUGGCGCCUCCACCGCAACGGACACGCAUGAACCUGCGCGAGAUGCUCAAGCAAGAAUUCGACAAUGCCGCAUCCCUGGUAGCCACGGAACCCCUGACGGCCGAAACCAUUGUCCGCCUCCAGCGGCGAGUCGAAGCCCAACUCGGGGCCAUGAACGACGCCAGCUUGCAAGCUCGCACCCUCAACCUGCCCAGCGUGCACAUCACGGAGAUGCAGUCGCAAACCAUUUCCGACGACAUCAACAAAGCCAUGGACGACGCGGCGGCAGCCACCAUGGUCGACGACAUCUCCAACAUGGACAACAAGGCCCUGCAGCGCAGCAUGGAAGAGCUCGCCGGCACCGACAGCCUGCAUCUCUCGGGCAUGGGCAUGGGCGCUGGUAGUGCGAAUGGCGUCGACAUGUCGGCCGAGCUGGGCCACUUGGACCUGGUUGACAUGGGCAGCAUGGGCAUGGAUAUGGACGUUGGUAAUAUGGACAUGGGUGGUGGCGGCGACGACGACUGGGGCCUUGAUUUUGAAAACAUGUAG